Messenger RNA from Trifolium pratense (red clover), 2921 nucleotides. Its product is annotated as exocyst complex component EXO84A-like. The record is from RefSeq and is a predicted model, not a curated record. Gene Ontology annotation, cellular component: exocyst. Lineage: Eukaryota; Viridiplantae; Streptophyta; Magnoliopsida; Fabales; Fabaceae. The transcript has 7 exons. Bases 298 to 2856 code for a protein of 852 amino acids. Gene Ontology annotation, biological process: Golgi to plasma membrane transport; exocytosis; intracellular protein localization.
AGACAGAGAUUGAGACAAGUAGAGUAAAAUAAAACAAAGGACGGUAAGAAAGGUAGAGGCCGAAGCAGGUUUUGUGGGAUUACAUGCAAAACAAAAAAAAGCACUUAAUAUGACGAAUAUAUCAAUGAAGCAUGUUUUACAAAUUACAACCAUUGUUCUCUAAGGAUAAACGACGAAGCCUCAGCGGAAAUAUCCAUGUUCAAAACAACCUAGGAUCUUCAAAAAACUAUAAAAUUAAUUAAUUAAUUUUUUUUCUUCAUUUUCAUUAUUAUCACCAAAAGUCAUUGCCAUCAUCAUAUGCAAAUGAAAUCUUCAUCUGCUCCCAAAUUCCAGUUCAGAGACCACUCACUCCCGGGUUCACGAAACUCUAUACAUUCGUCAGAGCCGAGCUCUGACGAUGUUGUUUCCGUCCUCUCACUCUCUAAUUCUAAUAUCAGUACUGAUCAACCGGAUGCAAAUGCCAAACUUGAUAUUGAAUCCAUCACUGGAAGGGGCAUCAAACAUCUGUGUGAUGAACUUCAAGAGCUCAAGGAAGCAGCAAAUCUAGAUUUACACAAAAAUAUCUUUGCUAAUUAUUCCUCAUUCCUUAGAAUACUAGAGGAAGUGACAGGAGUGGAAAAUGAGCUUGUGCAACUAGAAAACCACUUCUUAUCCCAUCAAAUGUUAGUUAAUGAUCUUAAAGAUCGCAUAUAUCCUAAGAUACUGUCCAUAAAUUCAACCAUUGAAGAAUCUAUAGAUAUUGUUGAACCAUUGCCACCAAGCGAAUUAGAAGCUCAUAUCAAUGAUGUGUUAGAGAUGCUGGAUAUUCUCAUGUCAGAAAACAAACUAAAUGAAGCCUUACAACUUCUAGAAUCUGCAUAUGAAGAUGAAGCCCUCUCUAACACUAUGAUUUCUGAGAAAAAGUCCAUGCUGAUAAAACAGUUGAUUCAGAUGGUUGAAAAUGGAAGAAUAGAAGGACCGGAACAAAAAAGUGCACUAACUACACUUUGCAGGCUUGGUGAUACUCAACUUUCCAUUCAUCUAUUGCUUAAAUAUUACCAUUUGUGUAUUGUAACUGGAAAAAAUAAUUUGCAAUGGUCAAAUUCAUCAUUAAAUGAGAUAUAUAUCAGAAAGCUUGCAAGGUUUGUGUUUUCUAAGAUCUCACAAGCGGCUAAGAGCUUUGCGAUGUUAUGUGGAGAAAAUUCUCCUUAUGCCUCAGAACUUAUAUUGUGGUCAUGUGAAGAAACAAUGUCAUUUAUUACUUGUUUUCACAAAUUUGUUAAAAGCACAUCAGAAGUAAGUGUUGGUCUGUCCUCUGCCAUAAAGGCUUUGAAGUUUGCAGUUUUGUACUGUUCUUUGUUACAUAAAAAUCAGAAGUUAGUGCUGCUGCCAUACUUGGUAAAGCAUCUUUUCCCCUGCAUGGAAGAAGUUUUGAAUACACACAUAAACCAUUUUAAGAAAGUGAUUCUCAUAUUCUCAGUAAGCGAUUCUUGGAUUUUAGAGAAAUACCUUGUGUCUGGAGUGUUUGGUGGAGCUGGAUCUUCAACAGAACAACCUGAUUAUUGUCUGCUAACUUCUAGCGGUCGGAAGGUUCUGACACUAUUGCAGGCCAUUGCAGAAGACAUUUCUGCGUUAAUUGCUCUUGAAAUGGGAAGUCUAGUCAUUACUGGACUCAAGAACCUCUUUAUUGAGUAUAUUAUCAUACUUGAAAGAGCUAUUACUUAUGAAACAAGUGCAAUGGAGCAAAGUAGUCCUAGAAUCAAGUUAGCUGAGUCACUGACACAACAGGUUUCUAUUCUGGCCAAUCUGUCAACAUUGGCGCAGUUUCUUUCAACUAUGGUCAUAGAUAUCUUUAGCAGCAGAAGCACUAGUCACAUGGAUUCACAAGUAGUGGAGAACCACUCAGUUGUUCAUCAUAAUCAAGAACUUGAUGAUUUCCUAUUGUUUAUUGAAGAGGGAUCCAAUAAGUUGAGAAAUGUAUUUUGCAAACAAUUAAUCCUCAGAGUGUUGUCUACUUGCAGUAAUCAUGAAAUAUUUUCUGCUAUUCACUAUAAUGACCAGUUUGAUACUAACAUGAUCCACAAUCCAAUGCCCUCUGCAAUAUUUCAGGCUUUAUUUCUUGAACUGAGGAAAAUUGAAAAACUUGAAGAAGAAAAUGUGUUUGAAGUGAAUUGGCUGAUGGAAUUACUGAGAGAGGUGAUGGUGUACAUGUUUAUUUCGGUUUCUAAGAACAAAGAGAUCAAUGCAACAGCAGAAGAGUGUGUUAACUUACAAACUGAUGAGGCCGAACAGUUUAUUUUGGAUGUGCAAUUCCUAGUGGAAAUUGGAAUGUAUGGAGGGUACUUCUCCACUGAUCCUUUGCUCCUUCUCACUGUCAUGAAAUCAACCUUUAACUCAGCUGGACUUGACCCUUUCAAAGAUGCAGAUAAUGAUGAUUGGGCUAUAGAUGUUGCUACUAAAACAAUUCAAAAGCUGAUGGAGAUUGAGAAAACAAUUUUACAUCCAAAAGAGUCUAUAGUUACCAUCAAAGACGAGCUACAAGAACAUGAAAACCAAAUGAACCAAUCUGCAUAUGAAUAUAAUUUUUCGGAUGUAGGUGAUAGAAAUUCUUUAGAGGAUAAAGUAGACUCAGAGGAGCAUGAGUCCGAAGUUGCUAUUGAUGCAGAAACGGAUUCAUCAACAUUUAGUCCUAGGGAGGGAUCAUUAGAAGAGAGAGAUUAUGUUUAUACAGACAGUGUAAAUAUGAGGCAAGUUAGUAUCAGUUAUGUGCAAUUAGAGAAUACUGAUUUUGAAAAGGAAGCAGAUGCAGAAAAUGAUGAAUUGACUCCUGCACCUUCCCUGGGUGUGGUAGGACAAAAUUCUGAUCAAGCUGAAUAAAAAUCAGAGAAGAGUCCAAUAAUUGUAUAAUUUCUUCAUAAUAUAUUUACAUAAUUUUAGUUUUC